UGUAGCGCGUUUUGUGCAUUAAAAUGCAAUCCGUUUUAGGCGUAAUAAAUGAGGAAAACAAGAUUUAAACGAAUGAGAAAGGAGUGAAGUGAUAUAAAGGAAUAAUGUGAUGCUUUGAAUCAAAAUUAAACUGAUCAAAUUAGAGCAGAAAGAACCCAAAACUGAUCUAUCUAUCUGUCUGUCUUCAUUCGUUCAUUCAUCUGUCCAUCUACAACGGUGUUAAGAGCUAGUGAUUGAAGUAGAGGGAGUUACGCGAGCGGAAAACCCCAUUAAAAGGAGUGACUUGAUGCAUGCUCCAUAAUCCAGCAUCUGAGGCAUUGUAGUGAAUGAUCAUGGCAGAGUGGAACGCCUUUUACCGGAAUGAGGAGGAGGAGGAAGGACAGGAGGAGGUAGAGGAGACUGCAGGAGAUUACAAGGUUAUGGGGAGAGAUAGCCUGGUCUUCUUGGUUGAUGCUUCUAAGGAGAUGUUCAUCAAAGGAGAGGAUGAAGGACCUUCUAACUUUGACAUGACCAUGCAGUGCGUGCACAAUGUGUACGGCAGUAAGAUCAUCAGCAGUCACAAGGACCUGGUGGCUCUGGUGUUUUAUGGCACAGAGAAGAGCCAGAAUCCCAGAAAUGCCUUCAAACAUGUCUACGUGUACCACGACCUCAAGGAACCCGGUGCAAAGAGGGUUCAGGAUGUGGACGCCUUGCGUGGGGUUAAAGGCGCUCAGUUGGCGGCAGACGUCAUGGGCAAUGGGGAGACGUCGCUGGGCGAGGCCCUGUGGUGCUGCGCCAACCUCUACAGUGACGUCAAUCUGCGGCUUUCACACAAGCGUCUGAUGAUCUUCACCUGCAGGGACGAGCCACACGGGGGCGACAUGGCCAAGAACCAGCUGGCACGCACCAAGGCCGGAGAUCUGAAAGAGACUGGCGUCGUCAUAGAUUUGAUGCACAUGAAGAAACCCGGUGGCUUCGACGUCUCGCUCUUCUUCUGUGACAUUAUCAGUCCUCCGGAGGAUGAGAGUGAGCUGGGCCUGCAGCUGGAGCCCUGUGCCAAACUGGAGGACCUCCAGAAGAGGGUCCGUGCCAAAGAGCAGAAGAAGAGAGUCUUGGCCAGGUUGAGUCUAUGUUUGGGCGAGGGGAUGAAAGUGGCGGUGGGAGUGUACGCAACCUGCAUGAUGGCCAAGAGACCAGCCCCCAUCCGACUGUACAGAGGGACCAAUGAGCCGGUCCACAGCAAGACCCGCACCUUCCACACGCAGACUGGCAGCUUGCUGCUGCCCAGCGAGGUCAAGAAAGCCCAGGUGUACGGACAGAAACAGAUUGUGAUGGAGAAGGAUGAGGUGGAUGCCAUAAAUAAGUUUGAUGAACCCGGAUUCGUUGUGAUGGGGUUCAAACCCCUUGAUAAACUCAAACUGCACCACCACUUACGGCCCGCAGUCUUUCUGUAUCCGGAGGAAGACCAGGUCACAGGCAGCGCGUGUAUGUUUGCUGCCCUGUUGAAGAGGUGUAGCGAGAGGAGCGUCUUCGCCAUGUGUCGGUACAUCCGCCACAGAAACACCCCACCUCGAUUCGUGGCCCUGGUGCCCCAGAGGGAGGAGGUGGACCCGGGGCAGUUCCAGGUCACUCCACCAGGUUUCAAUGUCAUCUAUCUGCCCUACGCUGACGAUAUCCGGCCGCUGGAUGUCACGCAGGGUCCCACAGCCUCAAACGUACAAGUACACAAAAUGAAGGAGAUUGUCUCCAAGCUCAGGUUCAAAUACAGGAUUGAUGCUUUUGAAAACCCAGCCCUGCAGCAGUACUACAGGAACCUGGAAGCGUUGGCUCUGGACAUGGUUGCCCCUGAAAGCAUAGAGGACUUCAUAAUGCCUAAGGUGCAGAAGAUGGAUGAGCGUCUGGGCCCGCUGGCGCAGGAGUUUAAGGACCUGGUCUACCCAGCGAACUACAACCCAGACAGCAAAGCGGCAGCCAAGCGCAAAACGGGUGACGCUGAUGGCAACGCCGAGAAGAAACCCAAGGUGGAGAUUUCGGAAGACGAGCUGAGAACGCACUUGCAGAACGGCACCCUGGGAAAACUGACGGUGCCCAUACUGAAGGAGGCCUGUAAGCAGUUUGGGGUUCGGACCACCGGCACCAAAAAGCAGGAACUGAUCGAUGCAUUGGUCGCCAAGCUGGCCUGAAGAUAUGCAAAGAUAUCAGCCCUCAUAAAACCCUGGUUCCAUCCAAGCCUCGUGUGGGAAUUACACCGUGCGGAGGCACAUUCCUUCUAAAUGCCCAUUAUGUGUGCAAGGUCGGGUAGAAGUCUACAAGUAGGGGUAAAAGUUCGUCUCUGGUCAGGUGUGAUGUUAUGAAUAAUGGCGUAGCUUUAAGACUACAUUUCUCUCUGCUGGAUGCUGGUCUUUCCAGCCGUACUCCACCUGUAUCCCGGCUGAUGGAAACGCACUAAGUUAGUAAAUCUUCUUCUCAUUUUUCCAGCCUCGCUAACAUUUCCGUGAAAGUCCCUGGGGCGACAUGUUUUUCGAUCAUUGGCAUUGAGCGAAGACUCGAAACUGGAGCAGAAAAUCGGUGACAAACCCCCCAGUUUGUCUGCAGUUCAGACUAGUGCUGCACCGCUAACUAGUGAGAGGUAUUCUGGGGAAAGUGUCGGCCUUCUGUAUGAGGUUAGUCGUCUGGUAAAGUCGAGGCUGGUGAAUUAUCAGAUUUACCAGCCGCAGACAGCCUAUAUCCUGUCCAUCCCAGUGGAUGCCUGCUUGUUGAUUUGUA
Messenger RNA from Lampris incognitus (smalleye Pacific opah), 2745 nucleotides. It is a transcript of the gene xrcc6, whose product is annotated as X-ray repair complementing defective repair in Chinese hamster cells 6. Lineage: Eukaryota; Metazoa; Chordata; Actinopteri; Lampriformes; Lampridae. The record is from RefSeq and is a predicted model, not a curated record. Gene Ontology annotation, molecular function: damaged DNA binding; telomeric repeat DNA binding; DNA helicase activity. The coding region runs from base 327 to 2162 and encodes 611 amino acids. Gene Ontology annotation, biological process: double-strand break repair via nonhomologous end joining; telomere maintenance; cellular response to gamma radiation. The transcript is spliced from 13 exons. Gene Ontology annotation, cellular component: Ku70:Ku80 complex; nucleus.